AAAUGUCUGAAAAACACAUUUUUCCUUGCUUCUAAAAGUUUGCAAAUAAUUGUUCUUCAUAAAUUUAGGCCGAGAUGUAUUCUGCUACAUGUCUUUGGUGAUAAUAACCCAAAUUAGGAUGUAUUAUUUAGCCCAAAUGUCAGGACGGUACAGAUAUCCCCCAAAUGUCAGAACGGUACAGAUAUCCCCCCAAUGUCAGGACGGUACAGAUAUCCCCCAAAUGUCAGAACGGUACAGAUAUCCCCCAAAUGUCAGGACGGUACAGAUAUCCCCCAAAUGUCAGAACGGUACAGAUAUCCCCCCAAUGUCAGAACGGUACAGAUAUCCCCCCAGUGUCAGGACAGUACAGAUAUCCCCCAAAUGUCAGGAUGGUACAGAUAUCCCCCAAAUGUCAGGACAGUACAGAUAUCCCCCCAAUGUCAGAACGGUACAGAUAUCCCCCAAAUGUCAGGACGGUACAGAUAUCCCCCAAAUGUCAGGAUGGUACAGAUAUCCCCCAAAUGUC
This is a messenger RNA of Staurois parvus, 505 nucleotides long. The record is from the annotation of a GenBank genome assembly. Lineage: Eukaryota; Metazoa; Chordata; Amphibia; Anura; Ranidae.